Molecule: messenger RNA, 447 nt
Organism: Leptinotarsa decemlineata (Colorado potato beetle)
Lineage: Eukaryota; Metazoa; Arthropoda; Insecta; Coleoptera; Chrysomelidae
Source: RefSeq, a predicted model, not a curated record
UGCAAUAUUGUUUCUGGGUGACUUUAUAGCAGUAGGCGUUUCACUUUGUCGAGAUGAACACUGUUCUAUUUUUUGUUUUUGCCACAUUCAUUGUGGGUUUGUAUGGAGAUGUACAUCACUUAGAAAAAGAUCCUAAUGAUUCAGAUCAUCCAGGAUAUUGCAACUCAAGCCACACUGGCCUUUUGAAACAUGGAGAGACCAAAACACUACCCUGGUGUAUCAAGGCAGAAUGCCAUUCGGAUGGUUCAAUUGAUCUAAUAGGUUGUGGAGUGACUUCAAUAGCAACACCUAGAGGCAAUAAAAAAUGUGAGCCGAUCAAAGACAGCAAGAAACCUUAUCCUGAUUGUUGUGAUGACUGCAUCGUAGAUGAAUAUUAACUUGCAUAUGUACCCAAUUUCUAAUCAAGUACCAAUAAAAAUAAAGCAAUAUGAUCUAGUAGAAACUUUA